AUGACGUUAGAGAAGAAACCUGUUGGUGAUGGUAGAAUCAGAGAAGAAGAAGAAGAAGAUAUCAUCAACCAGUUACCAGACUGUUUGCUUUGUGAGAUACUUUUCAAUCUUCCCACGAAGGAUGUGGUUAAGGCUAGUCUUUUAUGUCGCAGAUGGAGAGAUCUUUGGCAAUCUGUUCUUGGAUUGGAUUUGGAGUUUAAUGGCUCCACAGAUUUUGAUAAAUACGGUUUCUUCAACAGGUUUAUAGAUGUGAACAGUGACGUGUGCUUACAAAGAAUUAAGCUACAGUAUGUUAGAUAUGAGGAGAAUUCUUAUAACGAGACAACAAUAGACACUGCUAUUAAACAGAAAACUCGACAUUUAGAUGUUGGUUCAAGGUCCCAUAGAAUUAGGAUACCUCCAACCAUUUAUACAUCAUGUGAGAGGUUGGUCUCUUUGAAACUUUACCGCGCAAUCUUGGCUACACCUCCCAAGUCAGUGUCUUUGCCUUGUCUCAAGAUCAUGGAUCUCCAACAAAUCGCGCUCUUUGACAGGCUUGCAAUGGACAUGCUGAUCUCACUCUGCCCAGUUUUAGAAACCCUAACUUUGGACAUGUUGUAUGGAGUCAAAGUAUCAUCUCCCUCUCUUUUGAGCUUCUGUCUUAUCAAACGUGUAUGUCAGAUACCACAAGUAAUGCAAUUGCAGACCCCAAGGCUCAAGUAUCUAAAGCUGUACGGCCAUCAUGCAGAAAAAAUCAUUAUGAAUGAUUUGAGCUCCAUUGUUAAGUUGGAUCUUGUUGGUUUGAUUAUUUCCUGUGAGAGUUAUCCUAAUUUUCUUACGCUGAUCUCUCGUGUGAGAGAUUUAACCAUCUCUGCUGACAUUCUCGCGGUUAAUCGCAAGUUCUCCAAAUCGGAAUCAAUACCCCAAAAACUUCAUAAACUUUCUGUCUUGAGCGUCAAGGCCAUCAAUGGCUUUGGAUUCUGGGAGCAUUUGUUAGUAUUUCUUGAGAAGUGUCCAAACCUAAAAACUCUUGUCAUGGAGUUUCAAGAUAAUCAUUACGGAUUAAAUUUUUUCGAUGUGCCUCGGUGUGUCUUAUCAUCGCUUGAGUUUGUUGAGGUAAGAGCAAAACACAAGGCGGAUAUGGUGAAAAUAGGGAGUUAUUUUAUGGCUAAUUCAACAGCACUCAAGAAAUUCACACUCCGUUUAGAUCAGAUAGAAGAAGAACAUUUUUUGAUCCUCAACGAGCUCUUUGCAUUGCCAAGACAAUCUAUGGGGUGUGAAGUUUUUGUUCGCUGUAGAGCUUUUGUAACAUGCAAGCCCUUUUCUCUGUUUACUUAUGCUGAUGGUUUCUCCGGAUAGAAAUUGUACUUUGUUUACUUAUAUGCUGAUGGUUUUUCCAGUUUUGUAACGAGUUAAAAGACCAAUUUAUAUACCAGCCUCUCAUGUGAAUGCCAGUUUUU
This is a messenger RNA of Raphanus sativus (radish), 1439 nucleotides long. RefSeq names its product putative F-box/FBD/LRR-repeat protein At1g16940. Bases 1 to 1338 code for a protein of 445 amino acids. Gene Ontology annotation, molecular function: protein binding. The transcript is spliced from 3 exons. The record is from RefSeq and is a predicted model, not a curated record. NCBI's taxonomy places the organism in Eukaryota, Viridiplantae, Streptophyta, Magnoliopsida, Brassicales, Brassicaceae.